Molecule: messenger RNA, 2199 nt
Organism: Trichomonas vaginalis G3
Lineage: Eukaryota; Parabasalia; Trichomonadida; Trichomonadidae
Product: leucine-rich repeat, isoform f-related family
Exons: 1
Coding region: 1-2199 (732 amino acids)
Biological process (GO): cell migration; regulation of Arp2/3 complex-mediated actin nucleation
Cellular component (GO): lamellipodium; plasma membrane
Source: RefSeq, a predicted model, not a curated record
AUGAAUGAAGAACAACUUGCCCAAAUUCACCCACUUAUGAAAGCCCAGGGUGUAAAGGUUAUGUGGCAUGGUAAUGUAGGUAAAAUUAACACGCAUGGCGAUGUUCAGCCGCGUUAUCUCGUCAUCACAACUAUUGGCCUUUUCUUACUUGUUAAGAAGAAAUUCCCAUCAGGUUACAAAUUAUCUCGACAAAUGUCUUUGUCUAGGAUGAAAUCUAUAACUCUAACAACAGAUUUUAUCGAAUUCAAAUCUGACGACACCAACAUUGUUGUUGAGCAUGAAAAGAUCAAUUACAUGGCCGCUCUUAUUGACCAGCUCAAUACCAGCAUGACAGGAACCUCUAUAUUAAAAGCUUCAACUCAAUUGAAAUCAAUAGUCAUGGAACUUCAAUUAGACAUCAAUCAAGAAUUAACCAUUAUUGAUAGAUUUAUUUCCGAAUGCUUAGCAUUAAAUGUUCCUGUACAACUUGAUCAAAUCAGCGCUAUCUGUAAAAAUCUCGAAACCCAAGAUGAUGUCAUGACAAUUACACCAUCUCUCGCUGCUUCUUCACUUAUGCCAGCUCUUGCAUCAGCGUUACGUGGCAAUACUCUUUACAAAUCCAUUGUUUUGAAAGAUUUGUCAUUCAUCAGCUUCUUCCCACAUUUAUCAACAAUAUUAAAGUUAUCCACAUCAAUUAAUUCAAUCUCAUUCUAUCGUACUUCAUUUUUAGAAACAAAUUUGUCAACACCUCCAGGAUUUUUCGAAAAAGAAGUCAAUGCUCCCAUCAAAUCGAUCACUUUUACAAGUUGCGACCUUACCAACCCCCGGUUCAAAGACUUUUUCUACGAAUUUGCGAAGAUGAAAGCCCAAAUCAACUCAUUCACCAUUGAUCGCUGCGAAUUCAUCCCAUCAUCGUUCGAAUCCAUAUUCUACUCAAUUUUCGAUGCUCCAUGCUUCAGAACCCUUACAAACCUUACAAUUAAGAAGAUAAAUUUGGCAGAAUCCGUACAGAUGUUCUCAAUCCAGCUGAUGAAUUGCGACUGGGUCCUCAAGAAGAAGUCACUGCGCAAGUUCGUUUGCCAACAAAUUCCUUUGCAUCUCGAAUUACUCAUUCCUGCCUUUAUGAUGUUCGAAUCCGGCCUUCAAGAGCUAUCGCUGUCAGGAUGUGGACUUUCCAAGCCGAUUUCCAAGCCAAUACCUACUUUCCAGGACAUUACAGUCCUUGAUUUAUCCGAAAUUACAACUUCUGCCAAGAAUCUUGAAUCACUGUUGCUAUCAAUACAAGGCGGAAACCACCAUAUAAAGAACCUCGAUCUGUCCGCUCUUAAGAUGACAAUGGCCGAAUCUGAUAUUUUGUACCCUAUGAUUGAUUCCAUCGAAUUUAAAGGUAUUCAGACACUUGUUUGGGACUCAAAUAAGGUCACCAAUCAGUCAUUGCCUCAUUUCGUGGACUUCUUGACCAAACAAAAAUCAGUUUUCGAUUUGUCAAUCUCUGAUUGCAUUCUUAACAAGCCGACGAACAUAGAUCAGGUUUUACGUAUCGUCCGUGAACUUCCUCUUGAGCGGUUUGUCAUGGCCGGACAAUCUUCAUUUUCUUUCGGUACUGAGUACAACGACGUCCUCGAUGCAUUAAUUUCGAGAGGUACUGUGGUCAGUAUUGAUAUUUCCGGCCACGGUAUUGGCGACCAAGGUCUUGAAAAUAUCGAAAGAUUAAUUUCAAGCGGAACAAAGGCUUUGGCCUUCAAUUCUACAUGUGCUAAUAACGCUGAAAAGCUUCUCCACUGUUUGAAGACCAUCAUUACAUCAGAUGUUGAGUUUUCGCUUUGGCCAGCUCCAGAUAUCCGAAGAAUCCUCACGAAAAUACCAUUACAGAGCCGCGAAAGACUUCUUAAGGAGUUCGGUACCCUCAAGAAGCAGUUUGAAGAGAAGUACAAGUUAGAAUCAACACCUGAACUUGUAAUGAACGAAGAAAGUAUCACAAAACUCCGCAGAAUGUCCUCAAUUCCUCUCCUUCUUAGAGAUGGAGCUGAUCAUUCGCAGUUACCCCACUUGGAACCACUCAGAUUCCAAAAUCUUUCCACAAGAGAACAGAAUCUUACCACUUUGUUACAGGAAUGCAUCGGUCCAAAGGCUUGCGGACAGGAAAACGAUCCUUUUGUUAUUUUCUUCAACCAAUGGAACAUCGAUACGUCUAUUGACAAAUUCGAAAUGAGUUUGUAA